UGAUUGGUCCCGAGUCUGGCUGCCUCACAAAAUAGUAGUAUUACAGUACAUCGUUAAUUUCUCCCAGAUUCGCUUUGUCGUGUCUCGAGCAUCCUUGAUGUCCAGGGAAAUCCAUAUUUGUCCUUUUUUCUGCGUACUUUCAUCGAAUUAUUGCUUGUUAGCUCUAUACCAACUUCUUAUAUAUCCCAUCCUCCACAUCUACGCCUGAAUCAUCGUCCAACUAUUAGUUCCUCUCUCUGCGUUCAUAUCGCAACAUGCUUCCCUUUUCAACUCUCUUUCAAACCCCGUUAACCACCGAGUAUUGGUACAACCACCCCACAACAACACUUCUAGCGUUCUUGCUCAUCUCCCUUGUUACUUGCUAUGCAUGGCUCAAGCCCAAGGCCCAAAGGCUUCCACCGGGCCCAUCGGGCCUCCCUUUCUUCGGGAACCUCCUAUCCUUGGACCCAGACCUCCACACUUACUUCGCCGUCCUGGCCCAGAUCCACGGUCCAAUCUUCAAGCUCCAGCUCGGGAGCAAACUCUGCAUCGUGCUGACUUCGCCGCCCAUGGCUCGCGCGGUGCUCAAAGAGAACGACACCGUUUUCGCAAACCGUGACGUCCCUGCCGCGGGCCGGGCCGCGAGCUACGGCGGAUCCGACAUAGUGUGGACCCCAUACGGGCCCGAGUGGCGGAUGCUGCGGAAGGUGUGCGUGGCUAAGAUGCUGAGCCACGCCACGCUGGAUACGGUGUACGAUCUGCGCCGCGAGGAGGUGCGCAAAACGGUGUCGUAUUUGCACGACCGAGUGGGGAGUGCGGUGAAUAUAGGGGAACAGGUUUUUCUGACGGUGAUAAAUGUGAUAACGAACAUGCUGUGGGGAGGGGUGGUGGAAGGGGCGGAGAGAGAGAGCAUGGGGGCGGAGUUCAGGGAGCUUGUGGCGGAGAUGACGCAGCUUUUGGGGAAGCCGAACGUGUCGGAUUUUUUUCCCGGGUUGGCCCGGUUCGAUUUGCAAGGUGUGGAGAAACAGAUGAACGCGCUGGUGCCACGGUUCGAUGGGAUAUUUGAACGGAUGAUUGGUGAAAGAAAGAAGGUGGAAUUGGAAGGGGCAGAAAGGAUGGACUUUCUGCAGUUUUUGUUGAAGUUGAAGGAGGAAGGCGGUGAUGCCAAGACGCCACUCACCAUCACCCACGUUAAGGCACUCCUUAUGGACAUGGUUGUCGGUGGAACUGACACAUCUUCCAACACAAUUGAGUUUGCAAUGGCAGAAAUGAUGCACAAUCCAGAGAUAAUGAAGAGAGUCCAAGAGGAGUUGGAAGUUGUAGUUGGGAAAGAUAACACGGUAGAAGAGUCUCACAUUCAUAAGUUAUCCUACUUGCAAGCUGUGAUGAAAGAAACUCUAAGAUUACACCCUGUGCUUCCACUUCUAGUACCUCAUUGUCCUAGCGAAACCACUAUUGUGGGAGGUUACACAAUCCCAAAGGGGUCUCGGGUGUUUGUGAAUGUGUGGGCUAUUCAUAGAGACCCUUCAAUUUGGAAGAAAUCACUCGAAUUUGAUCCUACAAGAUUCUUAGAUGCAAAAUUGGAUUUCAGUGGCAAUGACUUCAACUAUUUCCCCUUUGGAUCUGGAAGAAGAAUUUGUGCAGGAAUAGCAAUGGCUGAGAAGACGGUUUUGCAUUUUCUUGCCACACUCGUACACUUAUUUGAUUGGACAGUACCCCAAGGAGAAAAGUUAGAGGUAUCAGAGAAAUUUGGAAUUGUUCUCAAAAAGAAAAUACCUUUGGUUGCUAUCCCCACCCCACGGUUAUCCAACCCAGAUCUUUAUCAAUAGAGUUUACUAUAAUAUACUUGUAUCCAUUAUUCAACGCUCAACACUAUAUUAAUUAUUUUGUAAAAAAAAAAAAACUACAUUAAUUAUGUGUACCAGUACCAGCAUAAGGUUUUAGAUAUAAGUCGUUGUCAUUGUACAUCAAAAAAUAUGGAUUUGUUAUAAAAAAAAUUAUCCUGGGUUGGAUCAUUCAUUAUGAGUAGCAUGUUGAGUGGUUUU
Glycine soja is the source of this 2024-nucleotide messenger RNA. Its product is annotated as geraniol 8-hydroxylase-like. Bases 255 to 1808 code for a protein of 517 amino acids. Gene Ontology annotation, molecular function: iron ion binding; monooxygenase activity; heme binding. The record is from RefSeq and is a predicted model, not a curated record. The transcript has 3 exons. Lineage: Eukaryota; Viridiplantae; Streptophyta; Magnoliopsida; Fabales; Fabaceae.